AUGUUGAAAUUACUACACGUCAUAAAUGAACAUUCAGAAUCGAUACACUCUAUAUUUCAUGAAAAAUCAAAUGAAUUGAUAUCUGGAGAUAGUGAUGGAUUUAUUAUAAUUUGGUCAAGCAAUAAUAAUUAAUGGAAUUGCUCAUAAACUAUUAAAGCACAUAAUAAAGCUAUUCAAUUUUUGAUUAUGAAUAAUAAUGAAGAUAUUUUUAUAUCUAGUCGUAGUGAUAAUACUAUUAAAUUUUGGAAUAAAUAAAAGGAAUGGAUCUAUUAAUCAACUAUCAAUGAUUAUACUAGUCCUGUUUAUUAAUUAAGUUUAAAUGAUGAAUAAAAUAAAGUUAUUUCUUGUGGAAUGGAUGAAAAAAUAUUGAUAAUAAAAAGUGGAUUUUAAUUUAAAAUAUUACAGUUGAAUGUUAUGGAUAACGAAUAUGCUUUAUCAACAAUAAUUAAUUCAUAUUUCAACCAUUUAAAGGCAAUUAGAUGCAUGUCUAUAAAAUGA
This is a messenger RNA of Paramecium primaurelia, 498 nucleotides long. Lineage: Eukaryota; Ciliophora; Oligohymenophorea; Peniculida; Parameciidae. The record is from the annotation of a GenBank genome assembly.